CGUUGUGCGUGUUCCGAAGGUGUACAAUUUUUGAAACGUUCGUUCUAAAGAAUUUUUUCCGUUGCUACUUCUUUAUUGAAAUCAUGAAAAAUUUUCUCGUGCGGUUUUCGUUAUUCAAUAUACAUAAAUAAAUAAAUACAUACAUAUAUUUACUGUGAUUAAUAAUUACUGUUAAAGUGAAUAAUAUUUACAGUUAACCGGCUAAUAUUUACUGUUGACGCAUCUAAUUCUUACGCGCGUUUGCGUAUGAGUAACCUUUGCCGUCGUGUGCUACGUUACUCAAAAAUAACGGUUUAUUUUUGUGAAAGAAAAUUCUUCUAACUAAUCUUUAGUUGCCGAAAAAUAGUGAAAAAAUCAUAUGAAACACCUGUGCGCAUUUGAAUGUGAAAGUGUAUUUACGAAAAGCAAAGAAAAUCGCCUUGGCCCACCCGGCGUAUGAGUAAUGCGGGGGCCGCUGUGCGUCACCUUUCCGUUUAAUGCAGUUUAAGUGCGAUUUUUGGCAAACAUUACGCAAAUAAAUUAUUGCAAUUAUAUGGCAUUCAAUGAAAAUUACUAAAAAUAUAUCGUGAAUUUCCUUGUGCUUUAUUUUCCGCAUAUAUGUAUGUAUGUUUCUGUGUAUGCAGCAAGUGUGACAAAGGCUCGUGUGCGGGUAACACAAAACCACGCUGAUUUGCAGCGCUGCUUGUUGGUAUCUUUUCAGCCCACUAAUUGGAUUGUUGACAAGCCAAAGCCAAAAUAACAACAACAACAAUCAUUGUAUUACUAGCAAUAUUUACUCAGCACACACUUUGCAUUGGCAUGCAGCCGCAACUGCGUGGAAAGCAUUGACUUAUGCCGUGUGUGCCACGAGUCUAGCCUUACGCUCGGUACGUUUACUUGUAACGGUCGUAAAAAUCAAUCAAUAAGCCAUUGCUGCAACUGCAAAGCCGCAACACACAAUUCAACAACUCCUUACUAGCUUCGCUAGAAAAAAGUCCAACAAAAUAAAUACAAUAUAAACGCGAACGUUUUUGUUGAUCCAUUCGGUCGUUUCGGUUACUGUGACAACAAGCCACAAAGCGCCGCCAAGUCACUAUUACUGUCGUCGCGUGUUGCCCACAAAAAAAAAAUCGGAAAAUUGUGUAGAAAUGCCACAGUGAAAAUUAAAAGUGCUUGGCAGCCAGUUGUCAGACACCGGAAAUAACGUGAAGUGUGCUAAGCGAAAACCGCAUUAAAAGCAAUUAAAAAAAAGAGUGAAGUGCAACAAAUUUCAUACAAAGUUUUCUACAGUAAUUCGAAAACGAAACGUGUUUUUCUUUGCAAAUCUUUUGUCCUUGUCGCGAAGCUUAAGAAUUUGCGUUUCUUUUUUUCAAACGACUUUGGGUUGAAUUUACGUCAGCUGUGUGGCGCCUAUUUUAGAUGAGUUUCGUUGGCACAUCAGUACGCUAAUAUUGUACUGUCCAAACAUCUUGGCGACCUCAGCUGCCGUUGCCCAAAGAACUUGACGACGACGCCAGCGACUCCACCGAUGAGCAAAGUGCCGCUGCCGCCGACGCCGCCAAUAUGGAGCGCUCCGCACAGCAUCGCACAACGUCACAUGGCAGCAGCCGAAAAGACAAUACGCUAAGCGGUGCACAAGCUGCGGCGCAACAAUCGUCAGCGGCAAGCGCUUCGAAUAAGAAGUGGUCCUUUGGGCGUCUCUUUCGUCGCAAGAAAGAGAUCGCUACGGAGUCGUCCUCCGAAGAGGAUCGUAAAGCUGGUUUUGUGCCACACCAACAAAGGCAGCCACCACGCGUCGCUAGUGGCGCCACUGGCAGUAGUGCUAAUUUGAAAACGAAAUCGAGUAAAUCGCAUAAAAUCAGUCGUAGCGGUAAAUUGAAUGGCGCCAGUUUCGAUCAUAUCGUUGUCAGUCCACAAACGUCGGGCGCACCGUCCACACCACCACAUCCACCACCGCCGGCACAUGUAGAUCAUGAAUUCUUUUUGCCCGUGGAGACCAUUUCACCCACCGAGGCGUACUAUCAGAAUCAACAACAACAAUACCUCCAACAUGGCGCACAACCGGCGGCAUAUACGCGCUCCGCCAAUUCACUGGAUCGACGCGCUGCAAGAGCUGCGCUUAAAACGCGCUCAGCGCAACGGCUACCGCAUGAGUCGGCGCCUGGUGCGCACUCCUCCAGUGAAGAGGAGCUGAUAUCGCUGAAUUCAUCGACAUUCUCGAAAUAUCGCAGUGAUGAGAGCAUACAUAGCGGCGGUCAAGGCGCCGCUAAUGCGCAGAACAGCAGGCGUAGUCGCGCCGCGCGCAAUGAACGUUACUACAAACGCUUGUCGCGCGAUGGCGAACCCAGCAGCGGACAGGUGCCGGUGAUGUACGCGCCGCAACCAACACAACGCUGGAAAACGCAGCCGGUGCCGCUGUCCAUUUACAACCCAGCAGCGCAAGCGCCCACCGCCAGCGCUGCAGCCGCCGCCGCCGCCACACCGCGUCUGCGCAAUACAAGCAGUCUGCAACAUGUUGCGCCCUACGUGCAGUGGGGCCAACUGCAGCAACAACCAAAGAACUUGCAAAAUACCGUCAACGAUAGCAAGCGCAGCAUCAGCUAUGACAGUCACAUACAUUUGCAAAAUAUCAAUGGGCGCUUGCAGACCAAACCUUUGCCACCACCGCCGCCGCCGCGUGAUCCGUUGCGGCGCGUUAAUGUCAGCGGACAAAUGCAAAAUGGCAGCGCUGGCGAUUUGCGCCCCAUUUCAUACGCCUUCGACCAAAGCGGUUUGCCGACCUUGCCGGCCACCAAUCAGCGUAUGGGCGGUCGUUGUGUGUCGGACGAUAAAAUUUGGUCGGGUCCAGCGGGACCACACUACCAAUCAGUGCAUUCAUUAAAUACGCCUAGCGCUGGUGUAACGCAACCCAUGCCGCAGGGCACGCCACAUCAUCGUCGCUUUAUAACGCGUGCCGAACGCGACGCGCACCCCGCGAAGAAAUCAUUGCCGAACGGCAUCGAGUUUCAUUAUGUUGCCGAUGCAACACCGCGCUCACGCAAACCCAUACACAUGCUGGAGCCGCAGCUCGAUGCGGCGGCCAAUGACGUGGCCACCACGGGUAUCUUACGCACUUCCAAGAGCGGUCUGCCUACUGCGUCGUCCAAACAAAUGCAAGUUAAUGAUUUCUGGAAGCGCCUAGAUGCGAGCACGCAUCAACGCGGACGCGACACGACGCGCGCUUAUGCGCUGGAGAGCAAUGUGAAACCGCGCUCGAUUUCCAGUUCACGUGUGGGCGAAUUGCGCGCCUACCCCAUACCCGUAUACUCGGAAGUGCAGAAACCAAAUAAGAAACGUACACAAGCAGCGCCGCAACCCGGCGCGGAUGAGGUGGACAGCAUUGUGUGCGGCAGCUUGCAUAUAAAGUCCAAGCCGGACUCAAACACAAAUUUCGUGGAGAUACGUAAUAAGGAUUACAAUAAGAGCAGCUCAAUGCCCAACCACUACCAGCGGCGCUCCGGUGAGAUACCCAAUACGCCGAAUAAAUAUGACGAGUAUGUCGCUGAGAAACGCGAGCAGCAUCACAAACCGAUUUUCACGCCACCAACGCCGCCACAACGUAAACUCUCCAUACCGCCAAGUAACGCGGCGCCUGAACUGCCCAUAUAUUUUCCGCGUAAGAAGCCCGCCAAUUUGGAGGAGGCAAUCAACGAACUCGAAGCGAUCUAUAAGUCACUUGGUCUCACAGAGGAGCCGGAGAAGAAGGAGCGCGUACCGACACCAAGCGAAUUCGAAAAGUAUGCUUUGGCGCAUGCGCACGAAUAUGAUGACGAGGAUUCGCCUACCGGCGAACCCGAUCCGAUACGCGACGAUGUGGCCUAUCGUAACAUGCAGUUGGCGAAUUUGCAGCACAAGACCGUGGAUAAGCAGCCACCGUUCGGCAUACCUGUUGGCCCGGUUGUUGCCGCGCCGCAAAACGACUAUCUGCAUGUUACGCCAAUUGUAGAGCCCAUCGCAUCGGUGAAUACGCCCGAUAUAGUUAAAGACGAUUUGGCAGUGCGCGCCUUGCGUAAAGACCCACCAGGCGCCAAAGAUAAAUUUAUCUACCCUUACAGCUCAUUUCAGAAGAAGCAUCGCGCUACGCGCACACAGUCCGCCAACAUAUAUAAUCUUAUACACCGCGACGCCGCCAAGCCAUCUGGCGGUGAUCUACACUCUUAUUUGGAAUUGACGCGCAGCCUAGAGCGCGCCGGCAGCAUGUCCGAUCUGCACAAGGAUGCUGGCGCAACGGCCGCGGAUGUGCCCACAACACUAGCGCUGCUGCGCAAUCUCAAAGAACAGGACCAACAACAACAACAGCAGUUGACACCACAAAAGAAAGUCGCGAUACCCUUCCGACACCCCAGUCAAGGUGGCGCCAUAUGCGCGCUGCCCGAAAAGCUGCCCACCAGCAGCGCGCACAAAGAGGAAGUGCACAAACCGCCAGUGCCGCUGCCGCGCAAGAGUCUCACACCCGAACCGACCGCAGCGAAUGCGCAAAUGGAGGAUGCGUUGAAUAAAAUCGCAAUGGAUGCACAAGAGAAGUCGGAGAAACUGACAAAAGAGUUGCAGGAGCUGCGCAAGGAAGCGCUCAUAACUGCCGCGCGGCCGAAAGCGGCGAGCGCUGAGGAAGAGCGCCUCGAGAAGGACCUGCAGGAAAUCGAGGCGGUAUCGGAGGCAGCAAAGCGUUGCGGUAAAAUGCUCUUAGACACACUACCGGAUGCCAGUGAGAGCACGGUACAAGCGAAACCGCGCAAACUGCACAAAGAGGGCAAACUGAUCGAGGCUAUCGAUCAGGUAUCCGAAGCGGCGAAUGCGGUAUGUGAGAAAAUACUAAAGGAUAUUGUAACCACCGAACCGCCGGUGGUGAUACAGGAGGCAGUGCAGGUGAAGAAUAAGCAGACACCCACUGAAAUGCUCGUUAUGCCAAAUCUUAUCAAAAAACUGGAUCCCAUACAAUCGGAGCAGAUCGAGGCGAUCGCCAAACGUUGCAUGCGCCAGCUGAGCGCGCUGGCCGAUGACAAUCCCGACUAUGACAACCUCAAUCAGGAACUCCAACAGCAGCAGCAGCAGCAAAGCGCAGCCGGAGCCGGAGCCGCCACAGCCGUUGCUUGUAACGUCGAACAUUUAACCAAGGCGUCAGCGGCAAAAGUUGAUAAUCUCAUUUCUACCGUUGCAGAAGUGACGCCCGUGCAGCCAGCUGCGGCGCAGAAGCAGCACACAGACAUUGAGGAGAUCGAUCAAAUUAUGCAAGAAUGCGAGGAGCAAAUGCGCGCCGAAACUAUAAAUUCAUCGACGACUACAGCGCCGCCCCCUAUAGUGUUGUCGGAACGCACUUUGGCCACAACACGUCCGCUGGGCACAGCGAACACGAAAAACAGCAGUGGCGAUGAUCACACCACAGCGCCCAGCAUGACCACAAGCAGUUAUUGCAGCAGCAGUAGCAGCAAUAACGUUGUGGGCGCAGCCAAACCGGGCGCCAGUACGACGGCCUCCUCGUUCUCCUCCUCCAGCGAUUGCCUAGCCAAAUCUUCGAGUCCCUCCGCCGGUCGACGACAAUCUUCGAGCAUUACCUCCUUCAAUCCUUACUCCUCCAGUGAUUAUAUUAAGUCACCAAGUAGUGAAUAUCAUGCACCCAGCACCGAUCCAAUAAAAACGUUCAGUAGCACCUCGUACGAUGUGAAAUCGACUACGAGCGCCGCCACACCGAAUAUAAGCGCCACAACGAACAGCACAUUUAGCUACUCGCCAUCGCCGCCACUCAACCUGACGCCCGUCAGUGAAACUGCCGCCAUCAUUGCCGCCGAAGGUGGUCGCGCGGCGUCAGCUACGCGUCAGUCGCAAGAGCGCACGCGCACACGCUCAUCUUCCUCGCCAUCGCAGUACAACUCCUCCGAAGAGUUGGCUAUGAUUUUCGGUAUUGACGAGCAGCCGCGCCGCCAACGCGCCCAACAACAAGCCAAAGAAAUGCAGUCAGCUACAAAAGUUUCAGAAUCCGUCGACACUACACAUAGCCCUAAUACCAAUUACGAAAACAAAUCGUCAAACUGUAGUCUAUCCUCCGCAUCGGUCACUGCCAAAUCGAGCUGCCAGCAAACGUCUUCAGUAUACGAUAAAAUAAAGCAUCAACAACAAUUGCAACAGCAACAACAGCGUCAACAAACGUCAAAACAUCACUCGAAAGAACAACAACAACAACCGGGCACAAGAUCUUCGUCGUCCUCCUCAACACGCUAUCACGGUGUACAUCCACAUUUUCACCAUCACACCGCACCAGCCUACUAUACCGACGUCAAUCUACACAUACACACACCGAAGGCUAACGAUGUUACGUCACUAAAUGAGAAUUACCAGAGUGUCUACAAUACACCAACACAAUUGGUCAAAGAGCAUUAUUUUCCCAAAACUAGUACCGCUACAGUAGUGCCACCACCAAUUGGCACGGGUGCUGCAGUUAUUGGACGCGCCAGCACUACAUCGCCCUCGUCGCUGGAGAAGCGUGAACGCGAACGCGAACGCAACAAAGUGCCGAUCGACAGUGCUAGUAGCAACAACAAAAGCGCCAACGCAGCAGCUGCACGUGCGGCUUUUUUUCGUGGCGGCUCUGCGGGCAGCAGCGGCUACAACAACGGCGAAAGACCAAGUCACGAAGCUUUAGCGAAAUCGUCGCCAGCAUUUGGGCGCCCUACCGAGACAGGUGAAUUGAACGACACCACAUACACACCAUACGUUGACAGUGGUAGUAGUUUUGUUGUUGUUGACAUAAAUAGCAGUAGUGAUUGUAGUAAAUAUAAUAAUAAUAAUAAUGUUAAGCCAUUAGACGACAACAGCGCGACAGACAUAACACAACACGAUAGCAUAAAUCAUAAUUACAACAACAGUAACAUAAAAUCCAUAACGUCCCCCACAUCACCGACAGGCACGAAUACAUCGACAACAACAACAUCGGCCGGACGCAGUCGCAACUCACAUCGUUUCGCUGGUAAGAGACGCGCGGUGCGCGUGCGUAGCGAAUCCCGACCGAUUAGCGCACUCUAUGAUAUAAUAUGCAAGGAGAAGGGUCUGGAUAUUGGUACCAGCACCACGAACGAAGAAGACUCGUCAGCGCCAUCAAACGACGACGACGCGCAUCAUAGCGCACGCAACAGCCAUAAUACUAAAGGCAAGAGCAAAGAACGCAGCCAUCCACGUAGCAGCAGCAGUAGAAAUAAUAGUCUAAAGAAUAGUAAAGAUUACGCAGAGAUCUCAAAUUGUCUAACCGCGUUCGUGGCCAACUCUUUGUCCAACUAUUUGGGUGGCACGGCAUACGAUCAAUCGAAUAUGGAUCACGCUGCCACCGCGUCCGGUGAUACAAACGCAACACACGAUCGCGCAAAGCGCUCCCACAAAGCGCGUGCGUCGAGCGGCCACAAGCCAGGCUCCAAGAAACGCAAGGAUGUUGGCGGUAAAACAAAAGCGAGCACGCCGCGCAGUCCGCGUGAUGAAGAGCUGAACGGCGAGACAAGCGAAGAUUCGAAUGACGCGUUUGCGCACACCACACUGUCGGCGCGCUCAAAGCAUCGCGCUGAUUGUAAUCGUCGCAUGAAUGGUACUGAAAAGGCGGCCUCCUUGCCGCCGCAGCUGCAUGUCACAGCGCAGCACCCCACGACCACCACCGGCACAGGCAUGCCGCAAAAGGCAACCACUCACACAAAUAAUGUCGAAUCAAAUACUCAUUUGAAUGUGCGCAAAAAGUGCUCCAUUCAUUGUCGCUGUCAGUUGGGUUGCGAAUGCCGCUCCGCGAAUUCCGCUCAUCGCACCACACAUUAUCCAUAUGAAUAUCAUCAAUCCUCAUUACCACCAAACCUGUCAUCCGGCACAUGUAGUAGCGUACGCUCGCCCAGCACCGCCGAUGACGAGAGUCUCGGUUACUCCCCCGAAAAGCUAUACAUUGAACCUGUAAAUAUGAAUUUAAGUGGUAUCUCAUCUAGCCCUGCUAACGCUAAACAUGCCAAUAGUAGUAGCAGUGGUGUAGUGCUUGAGCCGACGUCCAGCAUACACUCGGUGCGCAAUAGCAAGGAGCGCGUUAGUCGCGCCCAGCAACGUCGCUUGCGCGAAGAGAUGCGCCGUCAUACGGAUCUGCCGCAAUUGGACUCACUCUCGCCAUCCUCGCUUAGUAAUAUUAGUCAAGUGGUGGGUGCGGCGGAAAAGGCACUGAGUGAAGAUGAAGGUGUUGCGGGCGUGAAGCAACAAGACAACCGCACGAGCAGAGCGAGAAGAUUUAUAAAUCGUCCCAGUCGUACACCGUCACGUGGUCGCAGCGCCAACAGCGCGCACAGUUCACCGCAUUCAGCACGCCGCAUCAAUACCCAACACGCCGACAACUCCACAUCCUCAUCCUCACCACCAGCCGAAUCAACGCAUAGUCGGCACCUAACGGCCGCUGCAGCUGGAGACGACUACAGUUUGAGCAAUCUAGCGCUGCCACCAGUCAGCCCGAACGCCAGCACCGUUACCAUUGAGGAUGUAGGCUCGACCUCAUCUAGCGAUCACAUUGCCCACAUACAAUUAUCCCCAUUACAAAUAAUGACCAACUCAGCGACACCAGCCACCGAGCUGCGUCCCCCGGCGAACGGCAGCGCCGCACUCGAUGUGGGCGAGGCUCAUCCCGCCGAUACGGAGGUGAAUGCGGAAGCCGGUACGGCCAAUUUCGGCGUUCAGGUGGCCAUUUCAGCAGCGGAAGCUUUGCGUCAACGCAAAUACGAGGUCCAUACACUUAAAUCUCCACAUAAAAAUCCAUCCAAAACCAACACACGAACCAUUACGACAACAAGCACCACGCCCACAAUUACAAGUGUCGGCGUCACGAAUAGGUCGUCGGCGACAAUUGUAAAUCAGCGCGACCAACAACAACAGCAAUCGCUACAAUACAACAAUAAAAGCAACUACAUUAGCACGAAUGCUAACCACAACAGCGCGAGCACCGCUUGUACACAUAACAGUAAUAGUUGCCACAACAGUUACGCCAUGCCCACUGAAACAUUUUUGCUUAAACAAAAAGCGGCAAUGCUUGCGGCAGGCAGCACCAACACCAACAACAGCAACACCGGCGCUACAGUGGUUGUGAAAAAGAAACCGUUAUCGCCGCUACAAAUCAUUGCAUUGCCACACAAUGCAACCCUGGCCACACUAUCCCAUCCAAACGGCACUGCUGCAGAAACAACAACGUUAACAGCAACAACAGCGCAUCAGCUGAGUCACCAACAUAACGCGCAGCAUCGACAACAACAACAACUACAAACGGCACACGUGACACAAACGCUGCCGCGGCGUCCAAGUCCACUUUUAGGCGCACCACUCUCACCCUUCGCCGCAGCGCGCUCACCGUUGUCGCCAUGCGCGUCGCCACAUUAUGUGCGUCCGACGAAAGCGUCGCGCCUACGGGCAGCCGCCUUGGAUAAGAAAAAAUGCGAAGACGAAACAAUUCAGCGUCCACGCUCACCAUGCUAUGGUUCACCGCUGACAUCGCCACGUCCAGCCGCAUCACCAAAGCAUCAAUCGCCGCGCCUCUCGACAAGCUCAUCAUCGGACAAUCCACGUCCAACCACCGCCGAUUCGGAAAGUGAUACAAAAUUGGCGCAAAACUCAUCGCUUACCGUAAAGCAACGUCUCACAUCGACCUCCUCCAAUGAGUCACCAACCACCAACAAGAAGUUGGUACCCUCCGUUUCCGUAUCGGUUAAACAGAAUCUCAGCGAAUUGCAAUUUAAUGGUGGUCCUAAGAAAACGAGCUCUUCAAAAUUGAAGAAACCACGCACGACCGCAACGCCCGCGCCAGCCACUGAGUGCACUGCCAAAUUCACACGCUCGGCGGGUCGCUUAUCCACAGCCGAAGAGUCAGAUACGCAUGUGCUAGCGAACAAGGUGACAAAACCGCUGCCGCGUCCACGUACGUCCGCCACCAUAAAAUCGAGCAAAUCGAAAUCGACAAAUGAUCUGAAACCGGCGAGCAGCGAUAGCUCGCCCGGCAAACCGGAGCUGAGCCCGGUUAAUGGUGUAACUCCUGUUAGUCCCUUGGAGGAUCGCGAUAAAUCAUCGAAACGCAAAUCGAAUUUGAAUCGUUCGCUCAACGAAGAGGCCACCGUCGAUAGUGAUGACUCCUUAGCAGCGCGUCGCCGUCGUCGCCGUGAGCUCGGCAUGGUGCGUCAACUCGUGCCACCCGAUGAUCCAGUGCUACGUGAAAUGCUAUCACCACGUCAAAACAAAACCGACACGUCAGCCAAAAAUUUGGCGAGCCACAAACCGCCACACAACGAAUUGGCCUAUCACAUGGAGAUCGCGCGUCGCGGUUGGGAUCUAGUCAAUCCGAGCGUAAGCAAUCGUGCGCGCUCCGAAACGGCUAGUCCAAAAUAUGAACUACACGCGCGUGAAAGCUUGAUUCGAGAGCGACCGAGCAGCAAUCGCUUAGCACGCCGCAGCGAUACAUUGCAUCUGGGCGAAUUGCGUAAGUUGCGCUCGAACGAUGUCAAUCGGAAGGUAAAUGAGCGUACAAAAACCGAUUUGGCGGAGAUUAAGAAGAUCGCCGAACAGGCGAAUGUCGAAAUGGCCAUGAUGGCUUCGGGUAUCGCCGCGGAUCUAGCCGCACAGGCGGUACGUGGUGGUGAGGAUUACAUCAGUAAUGAUUUGGAUGGCAGAGAUAGCAAUGAGUGUGUUGUGGAGCUGGCAACGCCGGCACGUUACGGCAUCGGUAGUCGUCAACAGGCGUUAACGCCACCGCCAGCACCAUCGUACACGGAAUUAGAGGUGGCCGCCGAAGCGAAGGAGCGUGAUCCAUCACCAGCCAAACACGCCACAUUCGUGCAGGAAGAGCGCAUCUACUACGAACCGGAAGCUGACGAGCUGGUAGCUAAGUCCAUCUCGAAUACGACAAUGUCUGGUGGCAUAUUGCGUCAGCGUAUAUUGAAAGCGCGUAGCAUGGAACGUGAUGCUGGUCACGAACCGCCAAAACUUUCGCCCAUAUUACGGCGCAGAAGCACAGAUGAUCCCACAUAUAUACCGGUGCCGACUGGUGCCGCUGGCGUGUACUCGACAUCGCCAUCCACAUCGACACACAACCACAUCGUUUCGAUACUCAAGAAGAAGGAUCAUAUUGCGGGCGAGUCCAGUUCGGCUUCCAGCAACGCUUCGCCGGUGACAUUUUCCGCAAACGUGGUCGAUACACCGACUUCGAAACAGAAACGUGCCGGCAUACUUAAGAAACGCUCGAGUCUGGACGAGUCGCGCUACUACUCACGCUCACAUUCGCCCGACGAGCGCAGCAUACUUAUUAAAUCGGCGCGUCGCAAUUCACUAGAGGAGACUGCCGGCUUACAGCAGCAGCAACAACAUGGCAUACUCAAACAGAGCAGCUAUGAGAGUAGCAAAAGUGAUGGUUGUCCCUCCGCCACUGAACCACAUCCGCAUGGUAUAUUGAAGAAGAAAGAUUCUACCUCGACACCUUCCGAUGGUGGCACACAUGCCCCGAAACAUGUCUCGAUCUCACAAGCUGUGAAAAUGGCCGCGGCCGAAUUGGGUCGCGAGACGGCCGACAAUCAAGCGAUAGCCGGCGGCGAACACGAUGAAAGCGGCUACACACCCAGCAAUGAAGAAUAUGAAAUCCGCCCAAUACUCAAAUUGGAAAGUAUUUCCAGCGAUGAUGCUAUGCGUCCACCUAAACCGAUAUUAAAGAAAAAGUCGUCUGGUGACUCGGAUGAAUACGAAAUACGUCCCAUAUUAAAGACAUCGCGUAAGAGCAGCCGCGAAGAGUUCGAUUUGGGCGGCGCAAUCAGCGAAGAUGGCCGUCAUUAUAGCGAACCGCCACCACCGAUUGUACGUCCAAUUUUAAAGACUGACUCACCAUCGAAACGACGUUCAUUGGGUGGUGAAGAGCUGGAACCCGACGUUUUCAGCGCUGAACAAGUCAGUGGCCAAUCACCAAGUUUACUGAAACGGCGUACACGCUCUUUGGAACGUCAGGAGGCGCCCGUGGUAGAUUUGGCGGCCGCAUUGAAUGCUAUUGCCACAUCACAAGCCGCACCUUUGGAGUUUGUGUCCACGCCGAUCACAACUGGUGGCAGCAUUUCGGUUGCGGAGCGUAUAAAAAAUAUGGAAAUGUUCCUAAGCAGUAACGGUACUUCACCGUCUACGCCGGUGGAUGCCAACACUAGUUGGGAAUCGCCUUUGCAGUCGGGCGUAACACCGAAAUUGUUCAAACCAAGCGCCAUACGUCGCGACAUGUACCGCGAUCGCUACAAGACGCAACCGAUAACGAAUGAUGAAAAAUUACACUUUAAAGCCACCGCUUCGCCGCUCGACACCUCCACCACAUCCGCCUUCAAACCGACCAAAUCGCUGGACGCAGGUCUCAAUUACAACACAUUCGCCCAUUUGAAUGCACCAACGGCCGCCUCUAGCGUCUCGCCGGGCAGCAGCUACACACUCACGCGUUGUGCCACCCAACCGCUGCAUAGUCAGCAUCACUUCAAGGCAGCGGAAACGUCUUCAUCUUCCGGUACGCCACCGCCACCACUACCAACGCUACGCGCCACAAUCGGACGUCACAAUUCGUUAAGUGAUAGUUACAGCAACGCUAAUAACAACAAUCACAACAACAGCAUAAGUGAACAAUUAAACCUAUCGGCGGGUAGUGACAGUGAGCGUAUCUUUGAAAUGUCUGGCAUUGAGGAGGCGCCCAUCGAAAGCGCUGGCAAAGUUGAGGGUGGCGCGGACGCCGCUGGUGCUGGUGCUGGGCUGACACGGAAGAAUAGUGUACGCGCUCGUGCUAAUAUGUUCCAACAGCUGCAACAGGAGAAGACUAGGAGCGCAGAGGCAACGUCGGCGUUAGCUGGCACGGCGCUCGGUCGUGAGGAGCGAACUUCACCGCGACGAGGAUCGUCUCAGCUUUCGCCCACGUCCUCCAUGCUCCCAACAAUAGCUCCUAUAAUGAGCAGUAGCAUUUCCAGUACAAGCGGCUUACAUACGAACAGUCACGAGGAACCGAAAACACCGCAAAAUCCGAUCAGAACAGAUGAGGAAAUCGCUGCCGCUCAUUUGCCACCAACCAAAUCGGCCUUCGAACCACCGAAAGGCAUACUCAAAUCCAAAUCCAUCGGCGUCGGCUUUAUGCCCAUGGACUUGAGUUCCGAAUUGAAAAAUCGGCUGAAAAGCUCCACACACGCCUCCGUCUCCAAUCUGCGCAAAUCGGCAACGACGCACAACGCCAAUCGCGUGCAAGAUGCGCAUGCCAGCGGUGCUGCAGCAACAAUUGCCGCAACCGCAGCGUCCGGCGGUGGCGCGCCACAACACGACGACGCUGUGAGUCUCGUGCGUAAUCUCUCGAAUUUGGGUCGUCCACCGACGGCGACGAGUGGUGGUGGCGGCGGUUUACGUGGUGCUGACACAAUCGCUUCCACCUCGGAAGGCGAAAGUUCGGGCGGUCGUGAAGUUUCGGAAAUAAUUAAAAAUAGCGCCGUUGCACGUCGACGAAAACUGAAUGAUGGCUCCAAUCUCAUUGCGAAAAGUAAAAGUCAUUCUGACAUUGUCGCCGCUGCACCACCUCCACUCGGCGGCUUACCCAUUGGCAUUGGCCCUCAAUUGCCACCAUUCGGUAGCGGCGGUUUUGUCAAAUUGCGGCAUGUAGACAAAGCACCAGCACAACAACAAGAACUACAGCCAGCUGUACAGCAUCAAUCCGCCGCCGAGUCAAAUCGCAGCAACUUUCCGAACGCACAAAGCGUACAAAACUUACAAGAACAAGCAGAAGGUGAGGCCGCGCAGGCGCAUAAUCCCACAGCUUUACCGGCAUUCUUACAAGGCGGUCUUCGUCGCAGCUUAACACAGGUCAUGGGUCCUGAUCAACGCACAAUUACAGUCGGCUGUAAGGCAGGCUCGAUCGCCGAUCGGCUUGCGGCUCUGCAAAAGAGCGGAGAGGAUGAUUGGAAGAAGAGAAUCUCACGACGCGACGAAGUCGAUGAAAUACGUCGAGAGAAUCUAGUAAAUGAAUCACUUUCUUUGGCACAUUCAUUAUCGGACAAACCACUGCCGCAAUCACCUCUCAUACCAAAUUGCUUGGAAGGUGGCAAAGUUUCAGAUCGUUUGGGCAAAUUGAAAACAUCUUCGGAAAAGUGGAAGGAUCGUAUUGAACAAUCCGAUGCCUCAAAGUUCACAGUCGCUGGCCGUCUGCAGAAGAAAGCACAGUCACCGAUUGAGCUACAAUUUGAGCGCGAACAAAAUGCCGAACCGAAAAAGUGUCCCAUGCAUGUGGUGCGCAGCGCCAAUCAACCACAACUUGGACUCGCCAAGAGUCCAUCGAUGAUGGUGACAACCAAUACGAAUGGUGGCGCCAACGGUGGUACCAACGGACAUCAUAAUUACCUGCAGCGCAGCUUGAGCGUAACAGCCGAACGUCCCAAUAGCGAAUCGGCCAACUCUAGCUCCGACUCCGAUUCGGAUGGGCGCUGCAAUGAAAAGGAGACAAAGAAUAAGGCGAACACAAUGAGUGCUGCCGCAGAGCGUGCAGCGCUGGGGACACGUGUUGCUGUGCCGAAGUUGGACGACGAAGAGACAUUCGAGAAAUUCUUUGCAUCAAAGAAACAAACACCCAUACAGACAACCGUUAUUAGCGAGGAUGCCGAAGUGAACGAUUUCGAUUUUGAUAGCAUCAAGACGACACAGCGUUUGGUUACAAAACGUACCAUACAAGGUCCGAAGGGCAGGCGUGCAGCACGCAACCCACUCAAGAGUUUAGCCGAACGCAGCGACAUCACUUCCGAGUAUACCGAAGUUAAGUCUGGUGUGGCUGAACGUGAAAUGCGUCGCUUGAAGCUCGAGUCAUAUGGUCAUCGCAGCAGUAACUUGGCGGCCGAGGCCAUCGCCGGGCUGGCAUCCGUCGAAGAUUUCAAAUCGGUUGCUUUGAAGUCCUCAGCGCUGCCACUUAAUCAAAUGUGGGUUCCCUAUAAGAAGCUUAUGUUGCUGCAUGUCAAGGGCCGUACGCACGUGCAGACGCGUCUGGUUGAACCGACUUAUAAGUCGGUGAAUCGCGGCGAUUGUUUUAUACUCGUGCAUGGUGAUCAAUUGUACCGUUAUGUCGGCUCGUACGCCAAUGUCAUCGAAAUUGCGCGCAGCAAGAAAAUAUGCGCCUAUAUAGUCGAGAACAAAGAUCUCGGUUGCACGGCGUCUGCUGAGGUUAUACUCACCGAUGGCAAGUUCUUAAAUGAACGUCACUGGAAGAAAUUCUGGGAGCUGCUGGGCAAGCCGGAAGAUUAUAUCAUACCCGAUUGUGGGCAUGCCGAUGAAGACGAUCUCUUCGAAGCAAGUCUGAUAGAGACCAACAAAAUCUACGAGUUCCAAGAUGAUUCAUUGGUGCCGAUGGAAAAGUACUGGGGCUGCAUACCGAAAGUUGAGAUGCUCGACCCCAACAAGGUUAUCAUUUUCGAUUUCGGCAGCGAAAUGUAUGUGUGGAAUGGCAAGACAGCGUCGACAAAUGAAAAGCGUGCCGCCAUUAAGUUGGCGCAAGAGCAUUACGACACCGGCGAUGUGGACUACUCCAGCUGCUACGUCAAUCCCGUUAAUUAUGCAGCAAUUGUAGGUAAUCGCGAGUCAUAUAAAUUUCUGCGGCGUUGCGAGAAGCGCGGCGACUGGUGUAUUUUGGGUAAAAUCACACAAAAUAUGGAAACUUCGCUUUUCAAGGAGAAAUUCUCCGAUUGGCCGGAAGUGGAGCGUGAAGAUCUGGAAAAAGAUUAUCUCAUGAAUGGUGUGCAUGCUGUCAAAGCGCUCGAUGGACACGCGCUCUACAAAGGCGAACCUUAUCUGGAGCCUAAUUUAGUGUUAGAAAACGCCAAUUUGGGGCGUGGCAACUUCUAUUACGACAACGACAGCAUGCGUCACUUCGAUGUCAUCACAAUAUCCACCGACAAAUGGCAGAUACACGAAUUCAACUUCGACAACGCCAACGCUAGCAGUUACGGACACUUUUACUCUGCCGAAAGUUACAUUGUGCGUUGGGUUUAUCAGAUUUCGGUGACAGUGCGCGAGUUGAGUGGCAAAAUCUCCAAACGCGCCACCGUCGGACGCGAUCGUUGUGUAUAUUUCUGCUGGCAGGGCAACGAUUCCAGCGCCAAUGAGAAAGGUGCUGCCGCGCUGCUCACCGUCGAGUUGGAUAAGGAGAAGGGCGCACAAAAGCGCGUGGCACAGGGCGAUGAAACACCCGCCUUUAUAAGGCUCUUCAAAUUGCUAUUCCAGCACAAAGGCCGUAAGGAUGAUUGCCUAGAACGCCGCAGCACAUGGCGUCUGUAUCAGAUCACUGGCAAUGUGCCGGAAGAGACGCUACUCAGCGAGGUGGACUGUCAUGCGCGUCAGUUGCGCUCACGCGCCUCCAUGUUGCUUGUGCACGGCGAUAAGGGCGUGCUGUAUAUAUGGCAUGGCUGUAAGAGCGCCAAACAUACACGCGAAGUGGCUGAGCAGGCGGCAGAUCACUUGAAAACCGAGAAACCGGAGGAUUUAUUCACACACAGUGUGAGCGUGGUGCAGGUGGAGACGGUGGAAGAAGGCAAGCGUGCGAGCGAGUUCGAAGCGGCAUUGAGCGGCUACGAUAGCAACGCCUAUUAUAGUCUACUCAAAGAGUCAACCAAAGAUUUCGCUUAUACUGCGCGUCUCUUCCAUUUCUCGAGCACGCAGGGCGUGUUUAGCGCCACGGAAUUGCAAUAUGCGCUGCGCUGCCAGGACUUGCACAGUCCAUAUCCAUACACGCAGGCACAAUUGUACAAUGCACGCCAACCGACCAUCUUUAUGCUCGACGACGGUGAUAUGCUGUGGCUGUGGAUGGGCUGGUGGCCGCUGGAGGAUCUCAAAAUAACCACUGAAGAGCGCAGCAGUCCAACGAAUGAGAAUCGCGCCGGCGUGAAUCGUUGGAUAUCGGAGCGACGCGCUGCUUUGGAAACAGCCGUAUCUUACUGGUGCGCCAAAUUUGGUGAAAAUAAUGAAAAAGACUUCCAUGACAUUAAAGGUUAUGUCGUAUGGGCUGGCCUAGAGCCAUUGGCCUUCAAAGCUCUCUUCCCCGAUUGGAGUGAGCGCGAUGAUAUCAAAGAAAUAAACAUGCAGGAUGGUCGUACUGAUGAACCCACCCCCAUCACUGAUGUGCUAAAACAACUAACCCAAACCGAAUAUCCGCUUGCCAUAUUGAAGGAACGUCCACUGCCCGAAGGUGUGGAUCCGACGCGCUUGGAAUUGUAUUUGAACGCAGCGGACUUCCAGACAGCGCUCGGCAUGACCAGCGCCGAAUUCGAACAGAUGCCAUUGUGGAAGCAGACCAAUCUGAAGAAGGAGCGUGGCUUAUUUUAGUUUUAUUAAAAUGACAAAACAAAAACAACAAAACAUAAAAAAUAAUAUUUUGCUAUUUAAAUUAAAUAAGUGAAAAUUGCUUAAAGACUAGAACUGCUAAAGUAGAAACAAGCAUGAAAGCGCGAAAAUGUUGCGCUUCGAAAACAAAACAAAAAACGCUAAACAUUGAGAAUUAUAUUUUGUAAUACUAUCAGCAUAUAUACAUAUAUGAGCGUUCACGCAGACGCACAUCGGCACAUGAACACAAUCAUUUUUGAUAUAUAAACAUAUAUAUAUGCAUAUAUGCAAUACCACAACCACUAAAAUAUUUAAUAACUUUUUACAUAUUUUACAAGCUUACAAAAUAUAUAUACAUAUAUACACAAAAAUGCGAGCGAUUGAUUCUAAUAUAUAUAUUAUAUACUUACAUAUAUACUUAGGCCUCAUCUACAUACGAUACAUAUACAAGCAUAUAUACUCUUAUAUAAAAUUAAACUAAAAAUUUAAAAAGAAUAAAAUAACAAGAGCUAUAUUAUAUAAAAGUCUUAACACAUGCAAACAUUCACACACACAUAUCUAGCAGCUCUGUGCGCAUGCGCGUGCAAUUUUUUGAUACAAUUUUACAAUUUGCACAUAAAAUAUAUACAAAGGCAACGUUAAAUUAUUAAAAAAAAAAAUAAAUUAUUAAAAAAAAAUAUUAAAAAAAUGAUAACCAAAAA
Bactrocera neohumeralis is the source of this 18050-nucleotide messenger RNA. RefSeq names its product supervillin (gene Svil). Gene Ontology annotation, cellular component: actin cytoskeleton; cytoplasm. Gene Ontology annotation, biological process: actin filament severing; actin polymerization or depolymerization; cytoskeleton organization. NCBI's taxonomy places the organism in Eukaryota, Metazoa, Arthropoda, Insecta, Diptera, Tephritidae. Bases 1543 to 17352 code for a protein of 5269 amino acids. Gene Ontology annotation, molecular function: phosphatidylinositol-4,5-bisphosphate binding; actin filament binding. The record is from RefSeq and is a predicted model, not a curated record. The transcript is spliced from 20 exons.